AUGUGAUCAGCUGUGUCCAAUCACAGCUGAUCACAUCAGCGCCACCCAUCAGUGUCCAUCAGUGCCAGCUCUGUGCUCAUCCAUGCCACCUGUCAGUGCCACAUCAAUGCCACAUAUCAGUGCCCAUCUGAGCUGCCUUUUAGUGUCACCCAUCAGUGUGCACCUAUCAGUGCUGCCUAUCAGUGCCACCUGUCAGUGCCAUAUAUGAGUGCUGCUUUUCAGUGCCCAUCAGUUAUGCCUGUCAAUGCCCAUCAGUGCCACCUACCAGUGCCUCUUCAUCAGUGCCACCUAUCAGUGUCCAUCAG
Staurois parvus is the source of this 305-nucleotide messenger RNA. The record is from the annotation of a GenBank genome assembly. NCBI's taxonomy places the organism in Eukaryota, Metazoa, Chordata, Amphibia, Anura, Ranidae.